GUGAAAGAAUACAUCUGUCUUCUUCCAACCCAAUAAAACCCAGAAAAGAAAAUCCAAUUGCCAGCAACAGCUCCCACUUCAUUAUUCACAUGUUCAUUGACCACCUACCCUUUAAUUAAUAUAUACACACACAUUUAUCAUCACCAUUUUCUUUCAUAAAUACACUCUUAAACCACAAAGUUAUAAACACUUUGGGAUCCAAUAAUUUACACUUACUAAUCCCAAGAAUCCCACUAAUCUCUUCUUUGUAACUGAAAAUUAUAACUUGGGGUAUUCCAAGAAUCCCACUAGUCUCCUUUUCUAAUCUCAAAUUUUGUUGUUCCAAGUGAAAAAUUUAGAACUUCGGGGUAUCCCAAGAAUCUUGAAAAAUGAGUAGUUACAGGGUAUGUGUAUGUUUCACUAGAAAAUUCAGGGUAACAGAGGCAGAACCACCAGCAGAUGUGAAAGAAGCAUUCAAGAAAUAUGCUGAAGGUGGAAAUCAGAUGAGUUCAGAACAGUUGUUGAAGUUCUUGAUGGAAGUUCAAGGAGAAACCCAAUUGAGUGUUGUUGAUGCUGAAGGUAUUGUUAGACCGAUCCUUCAGAAAAGGCAUCCCAUUACUAAGUUAACCAGACAGGCUCUUGUUCUUGAUGAUUUUCAUCAUUACCUAUUCUCUGCUGACCUUAAUCCACCAAUCAAUUCUAAGGUUGUCCAUGAUAUGAAUGCUCCACUCUCCCAUUAUUAUAUAUUCACUGGCCACAAUUCUUACUUGACUGGAAAUCAGUUGACGAGUGACUGCAGUGAUGUCCCAAUUAUAAAGGCACUGAAAAAAGGUGUAAGGGUGAUAGAGCUUGAUAUAUGGCCAAAUUCCGACAAGGAUGACGUACACGUACUUCAUGGAAGGACAGCGACAACCCCUGUGGAAUUAAUAACAUGUCUCAAGUCAAUAAAAGAGCAUGCAUUUUCUGCUUCUCCUUACCCUGUUGUAAUAACACUGGAAGAUCAUCUAACACCUGAUCUUCAAGCUAAAGUGGCUCAGAUGCUCACUGAAACAUUUGGAGAAAUGCUCUUUGUUCCUGAAUCGGAUAGUCUAAAGGAAUGCCCUUCACCAGAAGAACUAAAACAUCGUAUUAUCAUUUCAACCAAACCUCCAAAAGAGUACCUUGAAGCCAGUGCUAGUGUUUGUAAAGACAGACGAAAUAACUCAACGAGGUCAAAGGAAUCUGAGGAUGAUGUAUGGGGUUCUGAACCUUCUAGCUUGACAGCUGAUCAAGAAGAAAAUGAAAAGAGUGACAGUGAUAAAAACUAUGAAGAUGACGAUGAAUCCAUCCACAGACCACAUGUUUCAUCUGCUUAUAAACGCCUGAUUGCCAUCCAUGCUGGCAAACCCAAAGGUGGAUUGAAGGAGGCAUUGAAAAUUGAUCCUGAUAAAGUAAGACGCUUAAGUUUAAGUGAACAGGCUCUCGAAAAGGCUGCUGAAUCUCAUGGAACAGAUAUUGUUAGGUUCACGCAAAGAAACAUUCUAAGGGUGUACCCUAAAGGUACUAGGUUUAACUCAUCCAACUACAAGCCACUAAUUGGUUGGAUGCAUGGAGCCCAGAUGGUUGCAUUUAACAUGCAGGGAUAUGGUAGAUCACUAUGGUUGAUGCACGGGAUGUUCAGGUCAAAUGGAGGUUGUGGCUAUGUUAAAAAGCCUGAUUUCCUGCUGAAUGUUGGUCCUAAUAAUGAAUUUUUUGAUCCGAAAGCAAAGUUGCCAGUUAAGAAAACAUUGAAGGUGAAAGUAUAUAUGGGAGAUGGAUGGCAUUUAGAUUUCAAGCAAACUCACUUUGAUAGGUAUUCGCCCCCAGAUUUCUACACAAGGGUAGGGAUAGCUGGAGUUCCUGCUGAUGAGAUGAUGAAGAAAACAAAGACUAGAGAGGACAUGUGGUCGCCAGUUUGGGAUGAAGAAUUUACCUUCCCACUGACUGUACCAGAAUUAGCUUUGCUGCGAAUUGAAGUGCACGAAUAUGAUAUGUCAGAGAAGGACGAUUUUGCAGGCCAAACAUGUAUACCUGUUUCGGAGUUGAAACCUGGUAUACACACAGUUCCCCUCUGUGACAGAAAGGGUGAAAAAUAUAAUUCCACGAGGCUGCUCAUGCGCUUUGAGUUCAUAUAAGGGUUCUUUAUUGUGUGUGCUUUUCGUGCUUUCGUCUUUUUGGAUGUCGUCUGAUGUUUGUUUACUUACAUUCUAGGUGUUUGCAAUAAUGUCAUUAUGUUCUCUAUUUCGAGAAGCUUGUAUUGCAAAACAGAUUUCCAUGUGGCGUUGUAGUUUGUAGCUAUAGGUCACAGGUUCGGGUCCGUGGAAGCAUCCACUAAUGUUUGCAUUAGGUUUUGCUGUUUACAGCACCUCUUGGGGUGCGGCCCUUUCCCAGACCGUGCUAACGCAGAAUGCUUUGUACGCCGGGCUGUCCUUUUUAUGCCUGGCAGUUUGUACAGUAUACAAGAAAAUUUAAAUUCUAAA
Messenger RNA from Capsicum annuum, 2477 nucleotides. RefSeq names its product phosphoinositide phospholipase C 4. Bases 369 to 2132 code for a protein of 587 amino acids. The record is from RefSeq and is a predicted model, not a curated record. NCBI's taxonomy places the organism in Eukaryota, Viridiplantae, Streptophyta, Magnoliopsida, Solanales, Solanaceae. Gene Ontology annotation, molecular function: phosphatidylinositol-4,5-bisphosphate phospholipase C activity. Gene Ontology annotation, biological process: lipid metabolic process; phosphatidylinositol-mediated signaling. The transcript has 9 exons.